AUGGCGGGGACUCCCCGCCUUUGCCCCCCCUCAGGACUACAACUCCCAGCGUCCCGCGCGGCGCGCGAUGACGACACACGCAGCGCGCACCACGCAGCGCGCACGAAGAGGAGGAACAACGGCCGGGCCAAGAAGGGGCGGGGGCAUGUGCAGCCCAUCCGCUGCACCAACUGCGCCCGCUGCGUCCCCAAGGACAAGGCCAUCAAGAAGUUUGUCAUCAGGAACAUCGUGGAGGCGGCGGCCGUCAGGGACAUCUCGGAGGCCAGCGUCUUCGACUCCUAUGUCUUGCCCAAGCUGUACGUGAAGCUCCAUUACUGCGUCAGCUGCGCCAUCCACAGCAAGGUGGUGCGGAACCGCUCCCGUGAGGCCCGCAAGGACCGGACCCCCCCGCCGCGCUUCAGACCCGCCGGCGCUGCCCCCCGGCCCCCCCCCAAGCCGAUGUGAGGAGCCCGACGUGCCCCCCCCCCAGCCUUGCGCAGACCGAAUAAAGGACCCUGCACCGA
This is a messenger RNA of Chroicocephalus ridibundus (black-headed gull), 503 nucleotides long. RefSeq names its product ribosomal protein S26 (gene RPS26). Gene Ontology annotation, biological process: translation. The coding region runs from base 1 to 444 and encodes 147 amino acids. The record is from RefSeq and is a predicted model, not a curated record. The transcript has 4 exons. NCBI's taxonomy places the organism in Eukaryota, Metazoa, Chordata, Aves, Charadriiformes, Laridae. Gene Ontology annotation, molecular function: structural constituent of ribosome; mRNA binding. Gene Ontology annotation, cellular component: ribosome; cytosolic small ribosomal subunit.